AAAUAGUGGUUUCUGUCUCCCUCUGCCCUCCCCUAGGUCUUCCCUGUAGCUGCCAGGACCGCUUUGUUCCAGUGUGUGCCUCUAAUGGGCGGACAUAUCCCAGUGCCUGCGUUGCUCGAUGUAUGGGAUUCAAGGACAGUCAGUUUGUCUUUGGCCCGUGCCACCUCAGUAAACCAUGUGCCAGCAAACCCUGCCAGAGAAACCAGAGGUGCAUCCCAAAGUAUCGCGUGUGUCUGAGUGACGUGUCGGACUGUCCGCAGUAUGAGUGCAUCGGGCACGCGGCAACCUGCGACAAGAACAGCGAGGACCCAGUCUGCGACACUGAGGGCAUCGACCACCGCAGUCUGUGCCAUUUGCACCAGGCUGGGAAAAUCUUGGCCUACAUGGGCCGCUGCCAGGUAUGUUCCACAGAAAGGUUCGGACAGAAGUUUUCAGGGGGAUUGUCCUCACCUUGA
Messenger RNA from Pundamilia nyererei, 455 nucleotides. Its product is annotated as reversion-inducing cysteine-rich protein with Kazal motifs-like. The record is from RefSeq and is a predicted model, not a curated record. Gene Ontology annotation, molecular function: metalloendopeptidase inhibitor activity; protein binding. The coding region runs from base 123 to 455 and encodes 110 amino acids. Gene Ontology annotation, biological process: extracellular matrix organization. NCBI's taxonomy places the organism in Eukaryota, Metazoa, Chordata, Actinopteri, Cichliformes, Cichlidae. The transcript has 2 exons. Gene Ontology annotation, cellular component: plasma membrane.